Messenger RNA from Drepanopeziza brunnea f. sp. 'multigermtubi' MB_m1, 18897 nucleotides. Lineage: Eukaryota; Fungi; Ascomycota; Leotiomycetes; Helotiales; Drepanopezizaceae. The record is from RefSeq and is a predicted model, not a curated record.
AUGGCAGACCGUCGCAGGAGUCCCGCGGGCUCCAGCACCAGCAAGAGACGCAAAGGUCAACCACAUUAUCAACAACAACGACGAUCAGAUAAUUUCGAAGAAGCCGCAAGAAUGCGCGCUACGCCCCAUGCACAGCGACAGCAACAACAACAACAACAACAACAAACGUACCAAUACUCCUCCUCCUCGUCCUCCUCCUCCAGCGCCUCCAUAAUCGACAUAUCGCACAGCUUCCCCCCCAAGCGCUCCGGCAUCCGCACCUUCUUCACCGCGCCCUCGGAGCGCCGCCUGCGUCGCCGGAGGAGCAGCCGUGUGCAGAGAUACAGCAACUCGUCCUCGGCCUCGGUGAGCAGCGAUAAUGCGGACCUGGCGUACGGGCGCGGCUAUAUGCGGCGGCCGAAGCUGAGGCGGGUGCGGUCCCGGGCCGGGAGGACGAUUGAUCGGGAGAGGUAUGGCGAGAGGUACACGAGCGACCGGUACAGCGACCGCGAGGGAGGGAAGUCGUCGCGGUAUGGGGAGAAAGGUCGGGAGAGGGAGAGAGAGGGAGAGAGGGAAAGGGACAGUGCGGGGAGCGGCAGCGCGAGUGCGCUGGGGAAGAUGGGAACGACGGCUGAGAUUCUGGCUGUGGGCGAAGGCUUCAGACGACUUGCGCGGGAGCAGAGCAAACGCGACCUCAAGGAGGGGAGGGGGGGAAAGAAGCCGGAAUUGGUCGCUGUCAGGGAGCAGCAUGGUAAUUACGGCCAGUCUCACGCGGAGAGUCGCAGGGCGGCUCCCUCGAGGGUGUCGCAUGGAGCUGAUGACGAAGAUGGAUGGGAGUCUGCGUCGGAUUCGGAGUCGAGUGUUGAUACGAGACUAGCAUUCGGCGACGUUGACGAGAUGGACGGGGGCUGGGGUUUCUUUGGCAAGAAGAAGCAUACGGCGAGGAGCAGGAAGAGUACCGUCGUCGACCCCCGGCUCUUUGGACCGGCGAACUCUCUCCAUGGUAUUGUCAAUCAGCCUGUUGGGUUUGGAGAAGUGGCCUGGGUAUCGACCAGUGACUUCGGGGAGCAGCGCGACACUUAUCAGCACGGUCCCUUCCCCGUUGCUCAGGAGCAUAGCUACAGGGGUGUUCAGUCCAAGGAACGAAGCCAUAGCGAUACCAUGUCCCAAGCAUCCCUCCAGCAGAUCCCACCUAUGCCAAUGUCGGAGGCGGAUAGGAAUGAAUCUCUUCCUCCCCAUGCCUCGGACCGACAAAAAUAUACCCCAAUCCGACCCGACCCCGCUCCUAUCCAGAUCCAGCACCCCAAACCAUUUACACCCGUUUCUCAGAGCGUCUACGAGCCGAUAUACCCCACCAGAUCUGACUCGGGCGGCAUCUUGAAGAAGACUACCUCGUCUUCCUCCAGCCGCGGUAAGUCUCUCGCAGGAGCAGCUGUUGCCGGUGUGGCAGCCGCUGCUAUCGGCAGCAUGAUUUCUUCUGCGAAAGACGAGCGGAAGGAUAGACAGAGGGAAGAAGAACUCGAGGCCCUCGAGAGCGAUCGUCUCAAGCGCGAGAAGAAAGAGGCAAAGGAUGAGGCACGACGAGACAAGCGUUCUAGCCCCACUCGCGAAGAGAAAAAGGACAAGCGCUCGAGUCCGACUCGCGACGACAAGAAAGACAAGCGUCGAGAGAAGGAGAGGGAAAAGAGCAGAGAAAGGGAUAGGGGGCAGGAGAAGGAAAAGGAAAGAGAGAAGGAGAAGGAAAGGGAGAAGGAGAAGGAGAAAGACAAGAAGCGAGGCGAGACACGUGAUGAGAAAGAGGAGAGGCGUGAGAAACGCCGGGAGGAACGACGUGCGGCGGAGCGUGCAGACGAUCGUUCUGAUUCCCGAAUCAGAACGAAGAGUGAAGCCGCUGUGCCUACGAGUUAUGUUGACCCUUUGCAAUUUCAAGUGACAGACAGCACAUUCUCUACUCGGACGAUCGAAUCCUCCCAGGGUAACCACCGACCCGAUCCUGCUCCAACCGUUGUCACUGUUGAGCGGGAGCCAGACUUUUCUCGGAAGCGAAGUUCUUCCAAAGAUCAGUCAUCUACAUCCAGGUCCGAAUCCCGGAAAGAGUAUCCUGAUAGCCGAAAAGGCCGGGAUGACCAAGAACCGGAAUUGUCCCGUAAGCGAAGCUCGUCCACCAAGGACCAAUCCUCUACUGCACGACAAGAACCUUGGAUUACUGAUGCCCGUUCUGAUACCCGCUUUGAUACCCGCAAUGAAUGGGAUGAGCAAGAACGACGAUAUCGAGCCGGAGACGUACGGGAUCGUGCAGUUCAUGAUGCUGAAUCGACGGCUCAGGAGAUCAGACACUUCACUGGACCCUACGAUGCUGCUAUUGUCUCUGCUGUCGUUGCUGCCGAACACCUUCGGGAGACGAGAGCCGAAGAGAGAAGACGCGAGAGGCAGGGUGAAGCAAGCUAUGACAAGCGAGACUCCAGGCCAGGCGAUAGAGCUCUUGAGACCGAUCCCAUCCAAGAAGAAGCCGACAGAGCUUACCGUGAGAUUGUCAUGGCGAGAAAAAUUGCCUCUGAAGUUGUCCGCUCCCGGAGCCCCUCUCCCAAUCGCUCAGUUGUCCAGAAGUACGCCCACAAGGAGAACGAGCCACAAGAAGUCAUCCGAAUCGUCACCCCGCCUAGCAUGGAGGAGCAUCACAAAGGGAAGGGAAUCUACGAUCCACCCAAUGCCGACUUUCGUUUGGACCGUGUCAUAGACCAUCCGAGAGACUUGCAAACCUUCAGUGUUCCCUCCCUUGCCUUGGGUAGCUCAAAUCCUCAAUCUACGAACCUGGUACGGGACUUUGACGCAGUCAAACCUCGACCCCUUUUGAAUCUCGUCCGACCAACUCCGUCUUCCACCCCAGCCCCUGAAAAGCAAGUAGCUGGUUCCGAGUCAGGUAGCUCCGAACCAGCUCGAUCAGCUAAGCCCAAGCACCGCGAAUUGAAACGCUCUUUCUCAUCAGACAUAAUUAUUGGGCCGAAGGGAAAUAUCACUGCCUCUCCAACCGCUUCGGCUGUAUCCAAAGGAGUCACUUGGGGACAGAAUGAAACCAAGCACUACGAGGUCGAAAGCCCGGCCGAUCACCGCGAUGAGUUUGUAUCAAGUGCAGACAUUGGAUCCAGAGAGGACAUUCGAGCCCGUGAAGAUCCCAAGAAACAACAGCCUUCCGAUGAUCAAACGGCUAGCAGGAGCUGGGGCGCAAUCGCUGCCGGUCUCAUUGGCGCUGGCUUGGGAGCAACUGUCGCAAGUGAAAUAUCCAAGUCCUCCAAACCUUCUGACAGUGGUAAGAAGCAAGAGCCUCUCAUGGAAUACCGCGGAGUGGUUGUCGAGGAAGAACGCAAAGAGCGUGGUGUCGAUACCAGGCAGGAGAGCCCACCACGCUCGCAGAGACAACGCAGCCCUCCUUCUCCAGGCCCCAAACCAACCAGCGCUCAGAUUUCUCGACCUCCAAGCUCUCACCACAUGCCCGGUGCUUUUGACGACGAUCUAGACUUCACUGCGACCGUAGCUGCGGGACUUCAAGAUACCGGCUUUGAUCCUAACAUUGUGAUCGAUGACCCCGCAUUUCGCAGACGUGACUCUCCCCCCGGCUCGCAUGAGCCCGGAUCAUAUCAAGCCCCAUACGCGGAGACAGUUACCGAUAUUGGGAGAACCCCGUCUGAAGUCUCGAGGACAAGAGGUUCAGAAGGCUUUGUCAUUGAAGAGGUUGCUUCCACACGAAAGGACGAGCCCCUCGUUUCUCCUCCCGAGAUUGACGAAUCGUUCAGGAAGCUCAGCAAAAAGGAGCAGAAGAAACGCGAUAAGGCAGCCAACCGUCAAAGUGUCGAUUCUACUCCAAUCGAGGAGCCAGUUGUGUCUCGGGGGAUUGUGCCAGAACCAGAGCCCUACUUUGAGGAGCCAACCAGAAAGUUGAGCAAGAAGGAACAGAAGAAGCUUGACAAGGCUGCGCAACGACAAAAAAGCAAAGCUGACGAUGUCAUACCGUUCUCUGAAUCGCCGUCUGCCCUCAUUGAAGUUGUGGAAGAACCAGAGAGCUACUUCAGUACCCCGAAGAAAUCAAAGAAGUCGAAGAAGGGCUCCUCGAACUAUGAUGAUAUUGUCGGUGAUUCUUCUCGCGAUAAAGCUGUCACGGUACCGGUUGAUGCCUUCGAAGACUUUGGAACACCUAAGAAGUCCAAAAAGGGCUCAUCGGCUUCCGACGAUCUCGUCAGUGAUUCACCCCGAACAUUCUCCGUACCCGUUGAUGCCUUUGAUGACUUCGAGACAUCCAAGAAGUCGAAGAAAUCCAAGAAAGGCUCCUCGACAUCCGAAGAUCCGGUUGGCGAUCCUCCUCCGGCUGUCUCGGUGCCGGUUGAUGCUUUUGAUGACUUGCAAAAUGGCCAAGACGAAUGGGCCGAAAGCUCUAAGAAGUCGAAGAAGGGCUCGAAGCGGGAUAGCGAGCGAUUUGAUUCUCCCGUUCGGUCAGCUCUUGUAUCUACAUCGGAGCUGGAGCGAUCGCCUAGCAAGCAGUCGAAUCGUGAAAGCGAAAGAUACGAGUCUCCUACUCGGUCAGAGAUCUCAUCUUCGAGCAAGAAAUCCAGGGACAAGUCAAGCCGACGAAGCGAGGGCUACGACAACGACCCGGCCGAUGUCGCUCUUCCGCCCAGUGGAGCUGCUUCCGAGGUAUCAUCCUCGAGCAGGAAAAGGGACAAAUCAAGUCGACGCAGUGAGCAAUACGAAUAUGAUCCGACUGAAGUUUCUCUGCCUCCUAGCACACCUUCAGAGGAUAGCAGGGACAGAGAGUUUGAUGAUUCCCGGAGCACACGGAGGUCCUCGGCCAGAGAUAGUGGCAUAUUCAAUAGUGAAGAUCGUGGAGAGUCCCGGUCAGUGGUGUCGGCUAACACCUCACGAUAUGACGACCCAGAACCUCGGAAGAAAAAGAAGUCAAGAAGCGGCACAAGCGACUUUGACGACGCAAGAUCAGUCGCGUCUGCUCCUGCUGGUGAUGCCUACGAAGACAAGAAGGGCAAGAAGAAAGAGUCUAAGAAAUCCGGUGGACUCUUCUCCGGGCUUUUCGGCUCAAAAUCCGAGGCUGGGGUUCGGGACGAAAGUCCUAAGCGCUCUAAGGACGACUUCGACGAGACCAAAAAGAAAAAGAAAUCCAAAAGAACCUCUCUGCCUGACGCAGGUAGUCUCUAUGGUAGCAUUGGAGCAGUAUCUGUCAACGAUCUCUCACAAUCCGUUUCCAACAGCCAUAGCAACGGCAAUGGAUUCGAUGACGACCGAAAUUAUAGCGAUGGGGAGAAGAAGAAGAAGUCUCGAUCAAGAUCUGCAAGCACAUCUUCGAAGAAGGAUUCUUUUUUAGCUAGAGCCGGCACCCUUGGCGCGGGUGUCGGCAUUGCGGGUGCUACUGCUGCUGCAAUUGCUGCUCAGCGCCAUCAGCAACCGAAAGCCGAUAAUACUAAUAGCACUGAGACCGCGGAGCGGACUCAUUCGAAGGGCUCUGAUACGCUGUCAAGAGGGGAAGAUGCCCCGGACCCUGAGAUUACACAACGCCACUUUAGGCCUUCUAUAGAUCCCCAGUAUGGUGAUCUUCUUCCUUUGCCACCUAGUGAUCCUGCGUCGCCGAAUUCCGCGCUGCUCGAUGACUUGCCUCAGUUGCCUGAGAGCCGGCCAUCUACACCUGAGGCGGAGAGAUUGUCUAGGGAUAGAGUCAAGAGUAAUAUUCGCAAGCCCGUGCAAGAUUCUCACAUCAAAUCACCCAGCCACAGCCAGGUACCCUUGAAAUUCAAGAUGGGCAACCGAGCGCCCAUCUCUACAUCACCAAAAGCCACCAGAUCGCCUCCAUUACUAUCACCAGAAAAAGCCAACCAAGAGUCGAUUGUAUUCCCACGACACCGCACCCGCCCUACUUCCUGGGAUAGUACCAAGGAGUACAAACCAUUGUACCUAGUCGAGAGCACACGACGAGGCUCAAACGCUCAACUGCAAGAGGAAUAUGGAUCUCUUCCCGAAUUGCCACCCAGUCUCAACACGUCAAGAAGCUCCUCUCAUCAUGACUUUGCUGACAGCGGCAAUGCCUUUGAUAACGGGUCCGACAUGCCUCGAGGCCUCGGUCCGUUGUCCAUCGAUACAGCUUUUGCCUUAGCCAGCGCGUCAGACAUUCUUAGUUCCGGGCAAUCAACACCGAAAGCUGGAGUAACGUCAUCACCUGACGACUUGGUGAGUCCAGAGAAUGGUGGGAAAUCCUCACGUUUACCAAGCCCCACUCGUGGCCAAGAGUCUAUUUCCUUCGGCAAAGAUGCAGCUACAGUUGCAGUAGUAACAGGGAUUGCUUCCGCCAUUGGCUAUAUCGCAUCAACUUCUAGUCAUCCUACGACCAAAGACGAAUGGAAAGAUGGCCUGCCAUCCGCUAAAUCUCAAGAGUCUCCCCCAGAUCGAGAUAUGCUGCAUAAUAUUCAGGAGAGGGAUGGUGCAGACAAUUCCGGGUCAAUUGAAUACGCUACCGAAGAGCAAGAUGAAUUGGCUUCCGUCACCAAAAAUAGCAAGAAGGACAAGAAGAAAGACAAGAAAGGCAAAGGCCUCUCACGGUCUUCGACACAAGAUGAACUCUCCGUUCCCGAAGCUAGCGAUGGUGCCGUUCCGGAUGUUGCUGUUCCUGAGUCCGAGCCAGCUGGAGAGUUUAUAUCAGCCAAGACCAAGAAAGAGCAGAAGAAGAACAAGAAGAAGAGCAAGUCAGCUUCUGCCUGGGAUACUGAAGAGCCAGUGGUGCAGCAAGCUCUUGAGCCGUCUCUUGAGCCUGGUCGGGAUGAACCUGUGUCAAAUACUACUACAGUGGGUGAUGGCGAAAAGGCUACACCCGAGACUUCGAUCAUUGAACAGCAAGGGGCGGACCAAGUCGGCGAAUUCUCCACCCCGAAGUCCAAGGGAAAGAAGAAGGACAAGAAGAAGAAGUCGGCACUUUCGUGGGAUGCUGAGCCCUCCUUGGAGAGCCAACCUGAGUCCGCCAAGGAGAAGUUGCCGGAGCCAGCACCAGUUCAAGAAGUGGAGACAACCUCUCGUGACUUGAAAGCCAUCGAUUCGGAGCCGUCUGUUUCUCGUGCCGUCGAGGACUUGUCUAGCUUCAAGUCCGAUAAUGAAGAGAGCAAGUCAAGCAUUCCCGAAGAAACUCCAGUCUCUCAUGAAAAAGCACUGGGCGAUCUUGAAUCCGACGCCGUCCCCGUCAUUCCUGAAGAAGCUGAAAUUCCCGUUGAUAGCCCAGCAGAAGAUCUGCAAUCGUCAGAGCCUUUUGUCUCUUCACCAAAGAAAAGCAAGAAGGACAAGAAGAAGUCUAGAUCCGCGUCUGCUUUAGAUCUCGAGGGUGAGACGGGGCAGCAAGACGCCCAAGAAUCUCUACCGACUGCCAAAAUUGACAUUGCUUCCACUGCAGCCGAGACUCAACCAGAAGACUUCUUCACUUCCAAGUCCAAAAAAGACAAGAAAAAGGAUAAGAAGAAAGGCAAGUCUGCCUUUGUUGAAGACGUUGAAGACGAAGAGCCGGCCAUGUUGCAAACUCCAGCCCCCGAAACGAGCCGUGAUGCUUCUGGGGAAACCUCCGCCAUCGACGAUACUGCUCGAUUCGAGGAUUCCACUCCUUCGAAAAAGGAGGGCAGAAAAGAAAAGAAAGGAAAGUCUUCUUGGGAGCUGGAAAUCAAGGAUCCAGUGGUACAAGAGGCUACGCCAGCUCCAGAAGCUCCCGAUCCUCCGGAAGAUGAUAUCCCCGCUCCUGCUGAUGACUUUGAAGUGUUCUCUUCUUCCAAGAAAGACAAGAAUAAGAAGAAGAAGAAGGGCAAGUCCAUGUCACCAUUCGAAGCCGAAGAGGAGAGAGACGCCCAGGAACCAUCGACUUCAACUUUGGAUGCUGGCCGCGAACCUGCAGAAGUUCCGGCUCUGGCGGCUGAGGCUAUUAAGAUCUCUUUAUCUUCGAAGGAUAAGAAAAAGGACAAGAAGAAAAAGAAGGGCCAGUCGAUUCCAGAUUGGGAGCCAGAUUCGAAGGAGGCCGGAUCGAACCCAUCUCAACAGCCAUCGACAGUUGCCAACCCUGCUACUGUCGAAGAGCCGCGAUCAACAACCCUGGACGAAGAUUCAGCCCUUCCUUCUGCCUCUAGUGAGACGAAAGUUGAUCCUGUUGCUACAGAGGGUUCGAUUCCGAUUCCCGAAGUCCAGAAUUUCGAGGAAUCUACCAAAGAGCCGAGAAAUUCUGAGCCACUUCCAAAAGCCGACUUCCAGGAGGAUUCGCCACUUGAUACUCGCGACGAGACCCCGACCGGUGAUACUUUUGUGCCUACCAAGAAUUCCGAGAAGAAGAAAGGGAAGGCAUCAGCGAGUUGGGCGGACGAAGUCGAAUCCAGCUUGCCUGAAACUCCCUCUGAAAACAAGCCGCUGGACACACCAAGUGAUGGGCAAGAUGCUGAGCAAGAUACGCCACCCACAGCCGACAUCGAUUUCACAGAGUCCAAAAAACGGAAGAAUAAGAAGGGAAAGUCUACGAUGAACUGGGCAGAUGAAGUCGAGUCCUCCUUGCCUGAGUCUCCGCGCGAAGUUCAGCCUAUUAAUGAGCCAGGGUUUGUUCAAGAUGCGCCACCCGUCGAUAAUCAAUUCGCAACCACGGAUUCUAAAAAGGGGAAGAAGAAAAAGAACAAGUCUGCCUCUUCCUCGUGGGAUCAAGACGAAGCCAUUACUCCCACGCCAGCCCCACGGGAGAGUGACGCUGCCGAAUUGACGCCAUCAAGAUCCUCAUCAAAGAAAGGAAAGAACAAGGGCAAGAAGUUUCAAUCAUGGGAAGAGCCAGAGCCUGUUCAGAACGAGUCUCCCGCUGCGGAAACCGAAACGACUGAUGUGUUCAAAUAUUUGGACUCGAACAUUAUUAUUCCCGCAUCAGAAACCCCGAUGUUGGGACCCACACCGGUGGGUGGGCCAAUCACGGCUGCCAUGCCCAUGACUGGCGGUGAACAGCUCAGCGGUGAGGUACCAAGCUCCACUAGCGGAGGAUACUUUCUGGCAGCCGCAGCUGCUUCAGGUGCCGCCGCCAUCUUCGGGGAAGGGUCUUCCAAGGAUGGUCCUUCUUCUCAAAGUAAAGGAUUGUCUACAGAAGCCUCAAGCUCAGCACCAGAUAUGGCACAUGACCCAUGGUUGGAGUCUCAUCCGAAGGCGGCUCCGGAUGGACUUGCUGCUGGCUACGAUAAUGAUCAACUCAGUCUUGCCAGACAGCUGCAGGAGGAAUUCGGCAAGAAGUCCUCAAAGAAAGACAAAAAGAAGAGGCAGAGUCUGCCUGCGACACCACCGAGCUUGGCAUCCAAAUCAAGAACCGCUGACGAUACACCUGAGCAACAUCCGCGCGCAAGAAGUCUCUCCGUAGGGCCUGAUGCUGAUCGAUCUGGAACCAGCCUCGGCACUAGCGAUCGUCAGAACGUCAUCAUUGAGGAUCAACUUGAGCUUGCCCACCCACCAAAAGCCGAUUUCGAAUCUGGAAGCAAGAAGUCCAAGAAGGAUAAGAAAGGCAAGAAAGGACGGGCUUCGACGCUGGAUGAUGCUUCGUUCGACCAAGAGCAGGAUGAACCACCUGUCACGGAUCCUCGGGUGGAAGAGGCUCAUCCAAUUGAGGAUCCCAAGUCACCAAAACCAGACGGGUUCGAAGCCGGGUAUCAAGAAGAGCAGCUCGCGCUCGCUCGCCAGAUGCAAGCCGACUUCGCGAAGAAGGCCGAAAAGAAGAAGGAGAAGAAGGACAAGAAGGACAAGAAAGGAAAAAAGGGAAAGGGCUCGAUGCGAGAUGACGAUCCGUUCGACCAGGAUCUCAAUGAACCGCGGACUCCGCAACCCGACAUUGAGGAAGCCGCCCAACCAAGCGAGACAACCUAUGCGCAAUCAGCUGACAAAACCGAUGCACCCAAACCAGACGGAUUCGCUGCAGGCUAUCAGGAAGAUCAGCUCUCUCUAGCCCGUCAAAUGCAAGCCGAGUUUGCGAAAAAGGCAGACAAGAAAAAGGGCAAGAAAAGUAGAAGCAACUCCCGGACCCCAGGAGAGCAAUUGCCCCGGGAUGACUACUUCGAUGAUGCCCCCGGCGCGGAGGCAGCUCCAGGUGAUGAACCAUCAGCUCCGCUUGAAUUCUCUGCAUCCAGAGAUGACGAGCCAAUCCAUGCCGAGCAGCAUGAACUUGCACCUGAACUGAAGGAGGAAUCUGGAUCUGGCUCCUCCAAGAAAGGGAAGAAGGAUAAGAAGCGGGGGAGCUUGCUUCGGUCCAACACUGAAGAUGACGCCUCGCCUGAUCCGAUGUCCAGAGAUGCUGAUUUCCAAAUAAGCGUUGAGAGCCCGCAGUUGGAGUCGACCACUGCACCUGCGCCUGAGAUUGAUGAUGAAUUUACAGUUCUCUCCGCCAAGAAAUCCAAGAAAGGCAAGAAAGGAAAGCGUGGAAGUCUUCUACCUGACGAUGAUGCUCCCCAGGAGUCGAUCAUAGCCAAAGAAAAAGAUGAGCCCGCGUCUGUUGUUGCAGCGAUCGGGGAUGAACUUUCGGCUGAGCCUGUAGCCAUGGAUCCAGAGGACGAAUUUUCCCCGUUCUCGAAGAAGUCUAAGAAAAAUAAGAAAAAUAAGCGCGAUAGUCUUGUUCCGAGUACGACUGAGGGUGAAGCGUCGGGCAUCUUUGCCACGGAAGUCGAGGCUUUGCCUGAUACUAGCGAGGCCCAGACUAUCGAAUCUCCUGCUGCCGAAGAUGAGUUUGCAUUCUCCACCAAAAAAUCUAAGAAGAAAGACAAAAAAAAGCGGCAGAGCACAACGAUGGACGAGCCGCUUGAUCUUUCCAACAACGAGGAUCAGCCUGCAUCCACCGAGGAGCCUUCGACAUCGGCACCCACAGCGGGAAGCUCGGAACCGGAGAUAGUCGAUGAAAAUCUGGAAGAAUUUGGAUCCCCGUCUAUGAAGAAGAAGGAAAAGAAGAAGAGGGGGGGCUUACUCCGAAACGAAACUCUUGACGACACUCCGGAACCCGCAACUGAGGAACCUGGCUCGCAAUCUACGUCGGAGGCUUCUGCUACGGUUGAGAGCGCACCUUUUGCAUAUCCAGUUGCAGAAGAACCGCAAGAUGACCUGGAAUUCACCCCGUCCAAGAAGUCCAAGAAGAAGAAGCGGGGAAGCUUGCUCCGUCAUGAAUCAUUCCCUGGGCAAGACAAUGACGAAAGCGACCUUCAAGCUCAGUCAGGCAGCCCUGUCUCUGGAGCGGACAUUAAGGAACCUGCUUCUCCUGCUCCCGUUGCGGACGAGCAGGACGAUGGCUUCGAAGUCGCGGCAAAGAGCUCGAAGAAAGACAAGAAGAAGCGGGGAAGCAUUUUUGAUUCUAUCCCAGAGCAGCCUUCUCAGCCCGAGGCCGAACCCCAGGAUGUCACAGGUGUCAGUGAGCAAGAUAACUCGGCUCCUGUCCCUGAUGUACAAGACGACGAGUUCGAAACACCGUCCAAGAAAUCGAAGAAGGACAAAAAGAAGCGUAAGAGUACACAUUCCACUUCUGACGCUGUGGAAGAUAAGGAAGACUCCUCUCCCAAGCCCGAUGAGACGGGUUCCCCAAAUCUCGAGACCGAAGAAAGUCAAACUCUCGUGCCCGGUGAGCCAAAACUUGAGGAAGAAAUUACGCCCAGCCAAACUGCGCCCAAAGUAGAGGAUACCCUUGAAGAUUCAUUCGGAGACUAUGCCCUAUCCAAGAAAGACAAAAAUAAGAACAAAAAGAAGCAGAAGGGGUCUUCGAAUCUGGACUCUGAAUCUUCGGGUCUCUCAACUCCAGUGGAUCCGAUAUCUGAGCCAAAGACAAUUGAUGAGCCUGUGUCACCUGCAGACGCCACGUCGGAGAAGCCCCCUCUGGAAGAUGCCGCCCAAGAGCCUGUGGACGACGAGUGGGAAGCCACACCAACCAAGAAAUCGAAGCGGGACAAGAAUAAGCGCAAGGACUCGUCUAAACUGGACUCGGAGGAAGUUUCUUUACCGUCUGAGCCCACUCUGGAACCUUCGAAGGACGAGCCGCUGACUCCUUUGCCCGUAGAUCAAGUCACAGAGGAUAGAACAUCGCCUGAGCCGCCCCAAGAACGAGCCCUGAGUCCGGAAGUAGCCAUCUCCUCCCAGGAUGCCACCGAGGAACCAGCAGCAGAUGAGUGGAAUUCGUUCUCGACCAAAAAAUCUAAGAAAGACAAGAAAAAGACUGCUUCAAAAGCUGACUCUGAAGCUCCAUCUGAGGUUUUGACGCCUCUGGAACCUGUUCUUGAACCGACGCAGCCAACUGAUUCGCCCUUGCCUGGCGACGUUGUUCCAGAGGAUGCUAUUACCGAGACACUUCCGGCAAUUGAGGACUUGACGCCCACUGGUGCAAAAGACCUCCAGGAGCCAGCGGAGGAAGAGUGGGGCUCAUUCUCCUCCGUGAAAUCCAAGGGCAAGAAAAACAAGAAAUCUGGCACUUCGACUCCAAUCGAAUCGGCUCCUGUCCCAGAAGAACCGACAUUCGCCACGCCAAUAUUCGCCAUGGAGCCAGAAGAGGAGCAGGCUUCUUCCUCGACCAAGAAAUCGAAGAAGGGCAAGAAGGGCAAGAAAUCAGAUGCAUCGGCUCCUGUCGAGCCAAUUUCGGCGCCAGAAGAAUCAAUAGCCGCUACGCCAAUCUCCAGCAAUCAGCCAGAAGACGUGUGGGCUUCUUCGUCGAGCAAAAAAUCAAAGAAGGGCAAGAAGGGCCAGAAAUCUGACAGUUCCACUCUGGCUGAACGAAUUUCUGUGCAAGAUGAAUCGACAUCCGCUGAGCCAACAUCUGUCAACGAGCCAGAAGAUGAAUGGGCUUCUACUUCAACCAAGAAAUCUAAAAAGGAUAAGAAGGGCAAGGAACCGGACGCUUCGACUCCAAUUGCGCCGGACCCCGUUUCAGGAGACUCGCCAUCAGCUCCCCCCUUGUCCGUUAAGGAGUCGGAGGGCGAGUGGGCUUCUACUCCAACUAAGAAAUCCAAAAGGGACAAGAAGGGCAAAAAAUCAGGCUUUGAAACGCCGGUCGAUGAAGUCCCCGCAAUUACACCCGAACCCAAUUCUGGGGAAAACUCGUUACCGGUCGAAGCACCUGAGCAGAGCGAUCCAGUUUCCAAGGAGAUGCAUGACGAGGCGACUGCGGUUGAAGAGACGAUCAAUACCGACAACCCAGUUGACGAAUGGGGUUCGGUACCGGCCAAGAAGGACAAGAAGAAACGCAGCUCUGGCCUGGGAACUCCGGUGGAAGACACAUUGCCAUCUUUGCCGGAGUCCACUCUGCCUUCGACCACAGAAGAUCUUGAACCAGGUAAGCUUCAAUCGACUGAGCAGCCAAAUGAACCCAGCGAAGUACCGCCCAUGAAGUCACCACUCGAAGAACCUUCUCCCGAGAUCAAACAGCCCUUGGUGUCCUCGGAAAAUGCUUUGCCAGUUGAGCAGCCAGCAGAUGUGCAAGCCAAGGAAAUUGUUCAGGACCAGACUGAUGACCUGGACUCACUUUCUGUACCAGCAUCCAAGAAAAAGGAUAAGAAGAAGCGCAAAUCUGGCUUGUCAACCCAUAUCGAUGAAGAUGUUGCCCUUGAGCCUGUGCCAGAACAAGCAUCUACAGCUUCUGACCAACCCUCAACUCACGUUGAACCGAUCAUCGACACACCUAGCAAGACAAGUGAACCAGUGGUGAGCGAUGAGCCUAAAGAAGCGGUUGGUGAUCAAGAGGAUGAUUGGGGAGCUUCCGCCGGGGAGCUAUCCAAGAAGAACAAAGAGUCGGAGAAAUUCGGGCCAUCGACCCCUGCCGAAGACCCCUCUCCUUCGUCCGUCUCCGAACAGCUUCUUUCCGAGUCUUUUCAGGAAGAUCCACGAACUUCAUCGGAUGUACCUAGCCAGGAAACGAGUAAGGAUGCCACCGAGGGCCAGGAAGAGUGGAGCUCUUUCUCCGUCAAGCAAUCGAAGGAGGAAAAGAAUAAGAAUCGGGAGUCUGGGCUCUCAACCCCUGCUGGGGAGACACUACCACCCACCGAUCAGGUCAAUGAGCAGGAGCCCGAUCUAGAGAAAACCAGAGAGGUCGUCGAGGAGCAAGAUGAAUGGAAUCCCCUGCCCGCCAAGAAGGGCAAGAAGAAGAAUCGAAACUCGGGGCUUUCAACGCCAGUUGAAGAGAUUCUGCCAGCUGUCGAGCCCGAAAUCGCUUCAUCUGACCCCGCCCUCCAGGAAGAUCCAAUACUAGAAAAAGUGGAAGAAUCCGUUCAGGAAAAGUCUCAAGAUUCCACCGAGGAGCACGAUGAAUGGAAUUCCUUCUCUGCGAAAAAAGGCAAGAAGAAGAACCGAAAGUCAGAUCUUUCAACGCCAGUCGAGGAAACCCUACCGCCCAUCGAGCUGGAGACCGUCUCUCUUGAGCCUGCCGUCCAAGCCGGCCGUAUGUUAGAAGACACUAAAGUACCCUCCCAAGCGAGCGAACCCAUCGAGAGCCAAACCGAUGAAUUCUUCUCGGUCAAGCAAAAAGAGGGGAAGGAAGAUAAAAAGAGGUCGUCUGGUCCGUUAACACCGGCGGAUCCAAUCUCGACUGCGGUACCUGAGCAGCAAAAUCUUGAACCGGAACAGCCUUCUUCGAUUACGGAGGAUGAUUCUCAAAAGGUCGAUACAGCCGAAGAAGCAUCGAAGCGCGAUUUGGACCAAACUUCGGCGCCUGUCGAGGAGCCAGUUAACGAAUGGGCGCCCACCAGCAAGAAUUCUAAGAAAGACAAGCGGGAAUCUGGACUCUCAUCGCCGAUUCAGGAAGUUGCAGCUCCGGAGCCUAGCACACCAACUCUCAAAAACGAUUUGCCAGCCCUCAAUCAACCCGACUUUCAAUCUGACGAAGGUAUUUUGACUCAACCCGAGCAGGAAGUUGUUCAUCAACCAGAAAUCAAGAGUAUCGAAACCCCGGCCGAGGAAACUCAGGAGGACGCCUUUGCACUCGUGCCGAAGAAAGACAAGAAAAACAAAAAAGGCAAGAAGCCAUCAGGGGCUGACUCUGAAAGCGGGCUAAGCACCCCUCCUAAAUCCAGUGCACCCGCUCCAAAGGAGACUGAUAUAGAGCCGAGUCUACUUGAUUCUGAUCGCCCUGCUCCAAUCGAAAAACCCACAGAGGAAGAUGAUCUAUUUCCUGUUGAUCUCUCCAGAAAGGUGUCCAAGAAGGAUAAAAGGAAGCGCCAAGGAACUGUUGACGCUGUCUCUGAAGCUAAAGAUCCUGCUGAAGCACCUUUGACAACUUGGGCUCAUGAUGUUGAAAAGGCUGAAGUAGAGAGAGAUGUCCCUGUCAUCGAACAAAUUGCUCAGGACGAGUCUCUGGCCCAUAUCGAACCUGCAGUUGAGUCUACUCCAAUAGACGAUGUGUUCGUCAGACCUCAAAAGAAGGGCAAGAAAGGAGGCUCCAAACGAAACUCAGUCUCUACUGCAUCGACCCCUGUGAAAGAAUCCUUCGACGAGUCUGAAGACGCAAAAUCGUCUGCCAAGACUGCGGCACUUGCCACAGCGGGAGCAGCUUUUGCAGGCGCCUCUUUGCUCGGUAAGGCCUCGCCCUCGCUUGACGAAGGUUCAACGUCCAAGAGAAGUACAGCUUCAGGGUCCUCCACUCCAGCGAAGAAAGGCUCCAAGAAAGACAAGAAAAAGAAAGAUAUCGAUCGUCGAGCUCCUAGAGAAGAUGACAUAUUUGAUGAUCCUACCCUAUGGGAAGGUGCUGAUCCGAAGGUACAUGAGGAAGCUAAGGAGGGGGACGAUGAUAGCGACGGAUUCUGGUCGCCGCCCCAGCAAGAGGAAGAGACGGUCAGGGAGCAGCCGAGCCUCGAAAUACCCGUAAGUGGCCCGGCAACAAUCGCCAGUGAUGUGAUCCAAGACAAGCACAAUCCACCAGUUCAGGAGGAGCAGUCCUUCCCCGUGGAGACUGCCAAACUAUCAUUCCCGAGCUCUGAUAUCCAGCCGGAGCGACAAGAAAGGGAUAUUCCCAUCCCAGCACAGAGAGAGGUGGUCCCGGUUACAGAGAUCCUUUCUGCGCCAACCUACGACGUUCAAAAAAGCCGCGAGUUGCCUCCGGAAAUUCUCCAAGACUCGACCAACGAGUCCCUGGUCAGCUCGUCUAAGAAGAAAGAAGAAAAGGGGAAGAAGAAGCAAAGCAUCUCAGACUCUUGGGAUUCUCAAGACACGGCUAGAGCUCAGCCAAUCACCGCAGAACCUGAAGCCAAUCGGGAUAUCUUGUUCGACAAACCCCCAGUCAGCCAGGGGCACAUCUCUGCCUCGACAAGGGACUCGGACAAGAAUGAAGGCGAUAAGGAGGCAUUCUUUCAAGAAGCUCCCGUUGAGAACAUCCCACCCAGACCCAAGAGCCGAUCAUAUCACUCUAGGAUCUCCGACCUCCCCGUUGUCCAUGAGGAGAACUUAACUCUGCUCGAGCCCGCACAUCAACACUCAAAAGAGGCAGACACCAAUCAAGACAGCGCAUCCGUUGCCGAGUCUCCGGUCCCAUCACAGCCAGGUUUUGCAGGUAAUGAGGAUCGAUUUAGGGAUGGCAGGAUACACCUACCUGAUCUCUCCCUUGCCGAGAAAGCACAACCGCCAGUCAAGUCAUCCGACGAUGCUAUUGCCAGACUAUCGUGGCCUACUGUUGACGAGGAAACUGAAACGGUGGACCUUCACCGAUCGCAGAGACCAAAGGACCCAGUGAAGCGUCAUGUAACCCCGAAGCACCAUGGUGAAGAACCCACCAGCCGAGACCUCCUUCCAUCUCAGAAAUACAAGGGGGAGACACAAACGGAUCGUCACCGAACGCCUGCUGUUCAUGGAGCCCGGAAGGCAGAGGGACAGAAUCUGAUCAAGCAGCGCAUGCAACAAUUCGAGUCUCCAGAAGUGACCUUGACCCCGAAGCCAACGAUUGUCGACACCCCAUCCUCGCGGUCUUCCGAGAGAGUUUCCGAGAGAGUCAAGUCGGAAAGGGCGCGGGAGGACAAAUACUCCGAGCUCACCUCCUCCUCCCCCAGACCAAAAGCUGAGCGACCCAAGGGCAUCAGCGAGAUAGAGGUCGGUGCAGUGAUCGCCGGUGCAUCCUUAGGAUUUGCUGCUGCGCGGAAAGUCAGUCAAGAGCAGCGUCCGGAUAGUGCUCAAAGCCAGCGAUCAACGAUAUCUGGUACCAAUCGACUGCGAACUCCGGACUUCAAGCGACCCGACAGUGCCACCAGCAACCGAUCAGGAACCCCACCUUUGCGUCGCAGCGAUCGGAAAAGUGGAGACCUGAGGUCUCUGAGCCAACGGAGCAAGCCGGAUCUCGCCAAGGAGGCCGAGCUUGCAACUUUGACUACGCCAUCUCCAGCGAUCAACACAGCAACUCCAACGGCAAACGAGGGCCGAGCGCGGGCAAAAGAUAUGGCAGAUGUCUAUGAUGGCCUGGGUGAAGGCCGCAUGGGCUCACCGCGAUCUCCGACUCGACCCCACAGCAUGCGCCGACGACAAAGUAUGCAAAUACUGGACCUCGAGCAGAAGCUGGAACAAAUGAUUGCCGACAAUCGAAUGCUAGCCGAACAGAAGGCUCAAGCCGAACGCGCGUUGCACUCGAGUCAAAACGCUCCCUCUGCCUUGCUCGAAAAAGACGAAGAAAUCGACAGCCUCAAACGAACGCUCGAAUGGCUACAAAAUGAAGUUGGCAGACUGACUGAAGUCAAUGCGGGUCUGACAAGUGCGAAUCAUACAAUUGCCCGCCAGCAUGGGGAUAAAUAUGCCAUUCUCGAAUCGCGGCAUACACAGACUUCGCGGGAGCUGCAGGAAAUGCGCGAUGCCCACAGCAACCUGUCAGCAGGUAUGGAGGCUACGGUGAGGAACGAGGUACAAACUGCAGUGAUGGAGAAGGAUCGUGAGAUUGCUCGGCUGCGUGCGGAGUUGGAAGCAGCGAAGGAGAAAAUACGGGAGAUGCAGAGACAAAUUUUGGCGUCGAAGGCCAGCGAAGUGGAAUUCCUCACCAUCAGAGACGAGGACUACUUCGACAAUGCCUGUCAGAAAUUGUGCCAGCAUGUGCAACAAUGGGUGCUUCGAUUCUCCAAGUUUUCCGACAUGCGAGCUUGCAGACUUACGAGCGAGAUCAACAACGACAAGAUAAUUGAUCGACUCGACAAUGCCAUACUGGACGGCUCGGAUGUCGAUGGAUAUCUAGGAGAUAGAGUCAAGCGUCGGGAUGUCUUCAUGUCCAUGACGAUGACGAUGGUGUGGGAGUUUAUUUUCACACGAUACCUGUUCGGUAUGGAUAGAGAGCAGAGACAGAAGCUCAAAUCACUGGAGAAGACGCUCUCCGAGGUUGGACCUGCGUCGGCAGUCCAUCAAUGGCGUGCAGUAACACUCACUCUGCUGGCCAAGCGCGAAGCCUUCCGCCAACAGCGAGAGCAAGAUACCCAGGCUGUCGUGCACGCAAUUAUGGAGACACUGUCUGAGAUUCUCCCGCCUCCUAGCCACCUUGAAGCACAGAUCCAGGGUCAGUUGACGAGAGUCAUGAAGGCGGCCGUAGACCUCUCGGUCGAGAUGCGCUGCCAGCGUGCGGAGUACAUGAUGCUCCCACCGUUGCAGCCAGAGUACGAUGCGAAUGGGGACCUCGCGAGCAAAGUAUCCUUCAACGCCGCGUUGAUGAACGAACGCAGCGGGGACACUGUCUCGAACGAGGAGCUGGAAGCUCAAAAGGCCGUAGUAAGGAUCGUGCUCUUCCCGUUGGUCGUCAAGAAGGGCGAUGACACGGGGGAGGGCGACGAGGAGAUUGUGGUUUGCCCGGCCCAGGUGCUGGUUGCAAAGCCCAAGGGGAAGUCGGUCAGGAUGGACGUGGGCAACAAUUCCCGGGUCUCGAUGGCCCCAAGCACGAUAGCCCCGAGUACCAUGGGCGGCAGCGGGUUUUAA